AUCUCAGGACUUGCUUCAGAGAAAAAAAAGUCUCCUGAGAAAUUUUGGCUCAGCUCCAGUUUUCACGCAAAGAAGAAAACCUAUCUCUCUCACUGCUAUUAAUUAGAUUUGACCUCUCUGUAAGAACAUUUGCUGGGGAAUCUGCUCCGGUUCUUUAUAAGGGCAAUUUAAGGCUGGCUUUGCCCUUUUCCACCUGUCCCUGUGUUACAAGGUAUUAUCAAGAAAGAAAGAAAAAGAUUUCAGGGAGAAUAUGGAAGGAAGUUUGCUUCAGAGAAGGAGGAAAGGAAUUGUGGGAGGAGAUGAGCAAGAGAAGAAGAGUAAAGAGGUUGCACGUUUUCAACAACUGCCUAAUGAUGAAACUGAAAUAAUGAUUCCUGUUCUGACUUCCAAAAAAGCAAGUGAAUUACCAGUCAAUGAGGUUGCAAGCAUUCUUCAGGCUGACCUUCAGAAUGGCUUGAAAAACUGUGAGGUUUGUCAUAGACGGGCCUUCCAUGGAUGGAAUGAGUUUGAUAUUGGUGAAGAUGAACCACUAUGGAAAAAAUACAUUUCUCAGUUUAAAAAUCCCCUUAUUAUGCUUCUCUUGGCUUCUGCAGUCUUCAGUGUUUUAAUGCAUCAGUUUGAUGAUGCUGUCAGUAUCACUGUGGCAAUACUUAUUGUUGUUACAGUUGCCUUUGUUCAGGAAUACCGUUCUGAAAAAUCUCUAGAAGAGCUAAGUAAACUUGUACCUCCAGAAUGUCACUGUGUUCGAGAAGGCAGGGUGGAGCAUACACUUGCAAGAGACUUGGUUCCAGGUGAUACUGUCUGCCUGUCAGUGGGAGACAGAGUUCCUGCUGACCUACGUCUGUUUGAGGCUGUGGAUCUGUCUAUUGAUGAAUCUAGUCUGACAGGGGAGACAACUCCUUCCUCAAAAUGCACUUCUCCUCAGUCAGCUGCUACGAAUGGAGACCUCACUUCAAGGAGCAAUAUUGCUUUCAUGGGAACACUUGUUCGAUGUGGAAAGGCAAAGGGGAUAGUUAUUGGAACUGGAGAAAACUCUGAGUUUGGGGAGGUUUUCAAAAUGAUGCAAGCAGAAGAAGCUCCAAAGACACCUUUGCAGAGGAGCAUGGAUCUCUUAGGAAAACAACUUUCCUUGUAUUCCUUUGGUAUAAUUGGCAUAAUUAUGCUGGUUGGCUGGUUGCAAGGAAAGCAUAUCCUUGAUAUGUUUACCAUCGGUGUGAGCUUGGCUGUAGCUGCAAUCCCUGAAGGGCUGCCUAUUGUUGUAACAGUAACAUUGGCUCUUGGUGUGAUGAGAAUGGUCAAGAAACGGGCCAUUGUCAAGAAACUACCGAUUGUUGAAACUCUAGGCUGCUGUAAUGUUGUUUGUUCAGAUAAGACUGGCACACUGACAAAGAAUGAAAUGACUGUUACUCAUAUCUUUACAGCAGAUGGAUUACAUGCUGAGGUUACUGGAGUGGGUUAUAACAGGUUUGGAGAAGUCACGGUUGAAGGUGAUGUUGUUCAUGGAUUUAACAAACCAUCUGUUAGCAGAAUUGUUGAGGCUGGGUGUGUGUGCAAUGAUGCUGUAAUUCGAAACAACACCUUAAUGGGAAGACCAACAGAAGGGGCCUUAAUUGCACUGGCUAUGAAGAUGGGCUUAGAUGGAAUCCAGCAGGACUACAUCAGAAAAGCAGAAUAUCCCUUCAGCUCUGAGCAGAAAUGGAUGGCUGUUAAGUGUGUACAUAGAACGCAACAGGACAAACCAGAGAUUUGCUUCAUGAAAGGUGCUUAUGAGGAAGUGGUUCGAUACUGUACGACAUACAAUAGCAAAGGGCAUAGUUUACCUCUCAGCCAACAACAAAGAGAUCUUUAUCAGCAAGAGAAAGCAUCCAUGGGCUCUGCCGGACUCAGAGUUCUGGCCUUAGCUGCUGGCCCUGAGCUUGGACAGUUGUCAUUUCUGGGUCUGGUUGGAAUUAUUGAUCCUCCAAGAACGGGUGUAAAAGAAGCCGUCACUGCACUUAUCGCUUCUGGAGUCAUGAUAAAAAUGAUUACUGGAGAUUCACAGGAGACUGCAAUUGCCAUCGCUAAUCGCUUAGGAUUGUAUUCCAAAAACUCUCAGUCAGUCUCAGGUGAAGAAAUAGACACAAUGGAUAUACAACAACUUUCACAAAUAGCACCCAAGGUAGCAGUGUUCUACAGAGCCAGUCCCAGGCAUAAGCUGAAAAUUGUCAAGUCACUACAAAAUAAUGGUGCAGUAGUUGCUAUGACAGGAGAUGGGGUGAAUGAUGCUGUAGCACUGAAAGCUGCUGAUAUUGGCGUAGCAAUGGGGCAGACUGGCACAGAUGUCUGUAAAGAAGCAGCUGAUAUGAUCUUGGUGGAUGAUGAUUUUCAGACAAUAAUGUAUGCAAUUGAAGAGGGUAAAGGAAUUUAUAAUAACAUUAAAAAUUUUGUUAGAUUUCAACUCAGCACGAGUAUAGCUGCAUUGACAUUAAUCUCAUUGGCCACAUUAAUGAACUUUCCUAAUCCUCUCAAUGCCAUGCAGAUCUUGUGGAUCAACAUUAUCAUGGAUGGGCCUCCAGCUCAAAGCCUUGGAGUUGAGCCUGUGGAUAAAGACGUUAUUCGGAAGCCUCCAAGAAAUGUCAAGGAUAGCAUUUUGACCAGAAAUCUGAUUGUUAAAAUACUAGUUUCAUCUAUAAUUAUUGUAUGUGGAACAUUAUUUGUCUUCUGGCGAGAGCUGCGAGACAAUGGCAUAACUCCUCGAGAUACAACAAUGACGUUUACGUGCUUUGUAUUUUUUGAUAUGUUCAAUGCUUUGAGUUCCAGAUCUCAGACUAAAUCUGUGUUUGAGAUUGGACUCUGCAGCAACAAAAUGUUCUGUUACGCAGUGCUUGGAUCGAUCAUGGGGCAGCUACUAGUAAUCUACUUCCCUCCUCUUCAGAAAGUUUUUCAAACUGAGAGUCUAAGCAUACUAGACUUGCUGUUUCUUCUGGGACUCACCUCUUCGGUGUGUAUAGUAGCAGAGAUUAUAAAGAAGGUUGAAAGGAGCAGGGAGAAGCCCCAGAAACAUGGCGGUUCUUCGUCUUUGCCGUCUUUUCUUGAUGUAUGAUGCACAUUGCAUUCUUCCCGUUUGCAAAACUAGAAACUGCUGUCAUAUGUAGGAGGAAGUUAUCACGAGAAGAUAAAGGGCUUUUGACAAGUCCCUCCUUUUCCCUGAUGGACGAACACUGGUAAUUUUUAAAGACUGGUGAAUUCUAAAACUUCCAGCCAGGGGAGUAAUAAACAAUUAUGCAACUUUGGUAAUAUUUUUUCCUCAAAGACAAAACUUUACUUUUCAGAUUGUAUGGAACUUUGUAAGUGUGUGAGAGGCUACUUUAAAAAUAAAAAGUCAAAAGUCUUGCCCACCUUUUGCUCUUAAGAGAUAUACAUGUAUAGAAAUGUGUAUUAGAUAUAAAGAUUUUAGUUUUUAUUUAAAGAAACCCUUUACUUUUACAACGGUGGUGGGACUUAACUAUGAAAUAUUCAAGGCAUUCCAUCUGGUCUAGAGUGAGAUACAAGAGUGCCAUAUUUUCAGAUUCUGUAUUUAUUUACAUUAUCCUGCAAUGUGUACCUUGUGCUUUUAUUUUUUAGGUAUCCUAUGUUCUUUGCACAGGAUGUGACCACUGUUGGAUCACUGUCUUUUCUUCCUUUUUGUGAUUGAAAAGCCUAUAAUUGCCAUUUUGAAGUAAAUGUCUGCUUUUCUUAAAAUACG
This is a messenger RNA of Lacerta agilis (Sand lizard), 3724 nucleotides long. RefSeq names its product ATPase secretory pathway Ca2+ transporting 1 (gene ATP2C1). The record is from RefSeq and is a predicted model, not a curated record. Gene Ontology annotation, biological process: intracellular calcium ion homeostasis; manganese ion transport; calcium ion transmembrane transport. NCBI's taxonomy places the organism in Eukaryota, Metazoa, Chordata, Lepidosauria, Squamata, Lacertidae. Gene Ontology annotation, cellular component: plasma membrane; endoplasmic reticulum; Golgi membrane. The transcript has 27 exons. Bases 251 to 3082 code for a protein of 943 amino acids. Gene Ontology annotation, molecular function: P-type calcium transporter activity; ATP binding; ATP hydrolysis activity.